AUGUGUGCGUGGGUGUGCAAGGGUGCAGGGAUGUGAGAGGUGCGAAGAUGGGGGAGCGGGUGCAAGAGUGUGCGAGUGUGCGUGUGUGGGAUGUAUGUGCAAGGAUAUGGGUGUAGGGGUUGAGAGUCUAUGUGGGAGUAAUUUGGCUAACCUGAUGGCUGCCAGCGAUGGAGCACAGCCAUCUCCUCCCCGUGGUCUCCACUAGAAAUCGGGCUGGCCCUGCUGGCUUGGGUGGAGGAUGAUCAUUAGACCUCUCGGGACAGCUGGGGGAAGCUCUGCUGACUUGAGGUGGAGUGGUCCCUAGACCUCGAGGCUGGGACAAGGACCACCAUCCACCAUGGUGAAGCUGGGCUUCAGCUUCUCUGGGAAUUCAGGCAAGGAGACAGGAGGGUCUGCCAUGGACAGUGUCCCUCUUAUCAGUCCCCUGGAUGUCAGCCAGCUCCAGCCAUCAUUCUCUGACCAGGUGGUCAUCAAAACACAGACAGACUAUCAGCUUACCUCCUCAGACCAGCCAAAGAAGUUUGCAGAUUUGGAGGGUCAAAGGCUGGCCUGUCAAACAGAGGAAGGACGCAGAGUACCCACUGCAAGGAUGAUUGCCUUUGCCAUGGCACUCAUGGGCUGUGUGCUGAUCAUGUACAAGGCCAUUUGGUAUGACCAGUUCUCCUGCCCAGAUGGCUUCCUGCUUCGGCACAAGAUCUGCACCCCGCUGACCCUGGAGAUGUACUACACGGAGAUGGACACCGAUAACCAAGAUCGCCACCGCAACAUCCUGGCAGCCCUCGGGGCCUACCCUGUGAACCGCAAGCAUGUCACCGAGAUGCCCGCCAUCUGGGGGAACAGCUACCGGGCCUCCAAGGAAGAGCAUAAGGGCCCCACCCCUGCGGCCGUGGUUGUGUCCACUGCAGCAGCAGCAGCGGCAGCGGGCACAGAGCCAUCCGGCAUAGACCCAUCAGGGAAGCCUUCGGCCAUGAGAGAGGAAGGAGACCCACCCAAGACAGAGGGCAUGCCGUCCCAGGCCCCUCAGUGACCGUCGUCCCGUUCCCCUGUCCCCUCCCCCUCCGCCGGUGACUGGGGUAAGUGUGUCCCUUCUAAACAGGGGCUGGCUAGCUCGCAGGGUCACAGGCUUGCUCUGUCCUACCCUGCCCUACCCUACCCAUCUCUCCCGCCCUUCCCUGCCCUUCUCCGCCUCCCCCCCCCCAUUUCCCUCUAUCCCUCACUUCCUACCAGGCCCAGACACCUACCCAGAUGUGCAUCCUCUCUCGAGGCUACCUCCAGGUCUGUGCACAGGGCUUGCUUUGCUGUCCAGCACACCAGUCCUCUGUCCCUUUCACUCUGACCCUUCUGUCUUCACAGCGUCCCCCACAAAGCUAUUUGACCUGUGCACCUCCUGAUGCUUCUCCCCCCAGUGAUUGUCCUCCUGCCCCACAGCACCCCGCUGAAGCCCCUGUCCCUGGUGGGCCUCUGGCUCUGUUGCUUUUCUGUAAGUAAAGAUUCACAUCCACCUGA
This is a messenger RNA of Peromyscus leucopus (white-footed mouse), 1506 nucleotides long. RefSeq names its product calcyon neuron specific vesicular protein (gene Caly). Gene Ontology annotation, cellular component: endosome; membrane. The transcript has 5 exons. The coding region runs from base 338 to 1027 and encodes 229 amino acids. The record is from RefSeq and is a predicted model, not a curated record. NCBI's taxonomy places the organism in Eukaryota, Metazoa, Chordata, Mammalia, Rodentia, Cricetidae. Gene Ontology annotation, biological process: G protein-coupled dopamine receptor signaling pathway; endosomal transport; clathrin coat assembly. Gene Ontology annotation, molecular function: clathrin light chain binding.